Ostrea edulis (European flat oyster) is the source of this 3285-nucleotide messenger RNA. RefSeq lists its product as uncharacterized. NCBI's taxonomy places the organism in Eukaryota, Metazoa, Mollusca, Bivalvia, Ostreida, Ostreidae. The record is from RefSeq and is a predicted model, not a curated record. The coding region runs from base 347 to 2917 and encodes 856 amino acids. The transcript has 12 exons.
AAUGAUCACCUAUUUCAUACCAAGAAAGGACAUCGCAAUAUUCCAGUCAAAAUAGGUCUUUGAUAUUUUAUCUAAUUUUGACCAUAACGGAUGUUUAAACUGUCCAUGUACUAAGGAGAGUGUUGCAUUUGUUUUUUGUGGCAGACGACAAGGUUCGGACAUUGUACACUAAACUGUAUGAUCUGUCAUCUACGCCAUCAAAUACUCAUCAAAACCAAGAAACGGUGUUGUGUCAUUGUGUCGCCUGUGUUCGCUCUCAGACGUCCAUUACAGACCCCACUAUUUGGGGCUUGAUACACGUAUAAAGGAUUUGUCUCUGAAACGGUCAAGGUAAAGAAUACUCGCCAUGGUCACAAGAUUAAGCUGUGUGCUAGUCCUUGCAAUAUCUAGCAUUUCGUUUUUGGAUGCCCAGAGAACGUUUGGUGCUUUUGAUGGUAGUGAUUUUGUGAAUGUCAACAACGGAGGUGUUGAUGGAACAUUACGAGGAUUUGAUCCAAAUAUGAGAGUCCCAAGAUUUCAAAAUCGUCGCUUAGCUGAUCUUCCAAGACCUUUACAAAUGGAGGUUAUUAAUGCUUUAGUUGCAAAUGGAGUGAGAGGAAGUCGUGUUGCUAAUGGUUUUAUUGACGGUAUUGGGGGUACUAAUGGAGGUGGUAUCAGAACUGGUGGUGGCGACAUUAAUACCAGACGAUUCGCAGUAAACGGUGCUCAGGGACGUGGUUUGGGUGUAGACACUAUCACAGCAACUGGUGCAAACGGUGCUGGGGUUGCUGGGCGUCGCUUUACGGUCAAUGAUCGGUUUGGAGAUACAAUUACCAAUACAAGAAUAGGAAGAAUACCACCAGCCACUGGUGGUCAAACCAUAGACUUAAGUGCAACACGAGCCACUGGUAGAAUCGGAGGAAGGCCAUCCAUCCGCACAACAACACGUAUUACCGGAGGUAUGCCGCGCAGUGGAAUUCUGGGAGGCUUGGGCAGUAAUGUAGAUGACUUGUUCUUGGAUCCUGUUUCCGGUAGAAGAGUUUUAGUUCGUCCAAUUGGUGUAGCGAACAACAUCGUCAAUCGGAGAACGACUGGAGAUGGUGGCAUUGCAGUAGGAACACAAGACGUGUCCACAGCAAAUGGAUUCAGAAGAUUCCCAACAUCUACAUUUGCAGGUGGUCCACAAACAAAUCUAAGAAGAACACAACUGCCAAUUUUCCCAUCGAAUGGAGCGUCAGGCACAAUGCGUACCACAGCAUUCAACAGAGGAUUCCCAAACAACAGAGUCUCGCCGUUUCCUUUCGGUGGAAUACAAACCGAUAUUAGUAACAAUGUGGCAGCACCACAACCUAUCGAUCUAAGCUCUCUGGAACCUUUACCAGACAAUUUCAUGCCAAGGCCACCAUUCAACAUCCCACCACCGAUGUUUGACACCAGACGACGAAUGUUUCCGCCUGCACGCCCGCCCCCAGGAUUAGGGGCGCUACCAAGACCUGGUCUAACGUUUCCUCGUCAGCCUGUUGUGGAUAGAAAUUCUGGUACAACAGAUUUAAAUAAUGCACUGACCUUCGACUCUGUCAACCCCUCAGUCUUCAACACAGGACUAGAUGCCACAACAACAGCUGACUUCGACUUGAGGUCCAUGGCACGCCCUCGUGCCACUUUAGACAGAGUACCAAUUGCACCUGCAUCAAGGAGGGGGUCACGAAUCAACAUAAACUUGAGACCCUUAAGACCGUCUGGUGGUACUGCGACCGGCAUUAAUGGAGUAUCACGUUCAAGACGGUUUGAUGUUGAUGGGAAUGUAGAUAUAGACAUUGGGGUGCCAACAUUUAUGAAUCGCGGUCAAGGUGCGGCGGGAAUCAAUAUACCAGAUACAAGAGCAACAAUAGACAUGACGAGUCGCGUUCCCGCCACUUCAGCCAGAAGGGAAACCACUAGAACGGCGAACACAAUCACGGGCUCUGGUUCAAAUGUUGCUGGAAGUAGGAUAGAUCCGAUUGAUAAUACAAUAGAUGGCUCUGGAUUAGCAAUCGAUGGUUCUACUUCAUCUGUGAAGACGACUACAAUAAAGAAAAUAGGAAGAGAAGGAAUUAUCGACACAGGUUCCCCAGGAACGGUAACUCGUACAACAACCACAACCACAAGACGACUUGCUGAGGCGGGUAUAACAGGAGAGUCUGCACUUUCCAUCGAAAACCAGCUCCAAGCUAUUGAACAGCAGUUAGUGGCAGCAGCCGGUGUAGCCAGACCGGUUUUUGCCGUUAUUCCAAUGAACGAGAAGGCCAACCAGGCAGACUUCAACGAAUUCCUUAGGAAUAUGACUAAUGCUAACCAGGUGAACAUAAUUGACCGAAAGUCGUCCAGGACAAGCAGUACGAGAACAUUAGGUGGCGACAUGGGGGUCGACAACUCCCUGGGGACAAUGGCGGUAGACGGCGUCAUAGGUGGGGGAGUUGGGAUGGGUGGACCCUCGACAGUCUCUAGUUCAAGUAGAAGCAGCAGCUCGUUUCAAAGUUCCAGCACUAGAACAUCUUCCACCGGAGCAAAUUCAGGAGACAUUGCACUUGGCGGUUCCGGAGAAACAGGCGGAACGGGAAGCACGAAAAGAGUUACGAAGACGACCGUAAUCAGAAGAACCUCAUCAGAUGGAAACACAGUAGGAACUGAUCUUGGAUUAGAUGGAUUUGGAGGAAAUAUCGAUGGGAGUAUGAGUAAUUCUGUUGGCAGCGAUGGGCUAGGAGGUGGAAGUUUUACAUCAUCGAGAAUAGGAACAUCAGGAUCAAUGGCUGCAGGGUCUGGAUUAAUUGAUGCAGGAAUGUCAAGUUCUUUUUCUAGCGAUGCUUCCAGUUCUUUUUCUAAUGAUGUAAACAUAUUCCCGACCAACAUACCAUCGGUUAAUGACGUAACAUCUAUGCCAGAUCCGAUUGGAUUGUAGAAAUAUAACGGACACAUUUCUGGUACAAGUAGAUAGGCAUCUUUAAUGGAAGCGGGUGUGAAUUAUGUCAAUCUUAGUACUGCAAAUCUUAACAAGAAUAAACACAAAAGUAGCGGGGAUCGCAUCACUUCAUGCUUUCUACUAUUAUCUAUUGAUCUUACUUUGUAGAACUGUGUUCUUGUAACAUUUCGUAAUUUGUAAAUAAUGUGAAAACUUGAGAAACCAUGAAAAGUGUCUACCAUACUUCAUUUCAUUUGUAUGAUUCAUCUAUAUUUAUCGUGAAUGAAUGUUCAAUUUAAUAAAUUCACUACUUUAUAAAAUCUAUCUUUCUUCCAUAUUCCAAAGAAUGAUCCAAUAAUACCGCCAUA